Molecule: messenger RNA, 418 nt
Organism: Telopea speciosissima
Lineage: Eukaryota; Viridiplantae; Streptophyta; Magnoliopsida; Proteales; Proteaceae
Product: actin-related protein 2/3 complex subunit 5A-like
Exons: 4
Coding region: 35-418 (127 amino acids)
Biological process (GO): Arp2/3 complex-mediated actin nucleation; regulation of actin filament polymerization
Cellular component (GO): Arp2/3 protein complex; cytoplasm; actin cytoskeleton
Molecular function (GO): actin filament binding
Source: RefSeq, a predicted model, not a curated record
UCACCUGAAGAGGAGAAGAGAGAAAGAGAGAAAAAUGGCAGGGCAAGAAGGUUUUGUGGAGGCAGAGAAUGCAGAAGCAAUCAUAAUUAGAAUUGAGUACAAGUCCCGAAAGAUCGAUAGCUUAUUCAAACAGUCUAAACCUGUUGAGGCCUUCAAGACCGCUCUCGAAGGCUCACCCCCGAAGACCAAAGACGAAAGAUACAAAGCGAAUUGGAGAGUGUUGCAUUGUGCAAUGAUGGCCAUAAAGAUGUUGACGGGGAUGUUCUCUUCAUUGGAUCCUGAGCACUGUGACACCCUCAUGAAGUACUUGUAUAAAGGUUUGGCUACGGCAGACCGCCCCACAUGUGGACAGCGCCUGCAGAUUCAUGAAAAGCUAACCCAGAGAACUGGUUUAUGUUGCAUAUCGAUCACUUUCUGA